Messenger RNA from Corythoichthys intestinalis (scribbled pipefish), 7720 nucleotides. It is a transcript of the gene kcnab1a, whose product is annotated as potassium voltage-gated channel subfamily A regulatory beta subunit 1a. Gene Ontology annotation, molecular function: potassium channel regulator activity; transmembrane transporter binding; voltage-gated potassium channel activity. Gene Ontology annotation, biological process: potassium ion transport; negative regulation of delayed rectifier potassium channel activity; transmembrane transport. The record is from RefSeq and is a predicted model, not a curated record. The coding region runs from base 888 to 2081 and encodes 397 amino acids. NCBI's taxonomy places the organism in Eukaryota, Metazoa, Chordata, Actinopteri, Syngnathiformes, Syngnathidae. Gene Ontology annotation, cellular component: juxtaparanode region of axon; extrinsic component of cytoplasmic side of plasma membrane; voltage-gated potassium channel complex. The transcript has 15 exons.
CUCGAUCAAGGGAUAAUACAGUCCAUUUCUGCUUCAAUUCAAAGGAUAGUGCCCGCAUUGCUCUUUGUACUUACUGUAGAAUUCUUUCUAGGAAGAGCGGGGAAAGCAACAUCAACAAUUCAGAUAAAUGUGCGUUGCUCUGAGUGCUUGGUAAAGCCUAAAAUGAGGAAAACAUAUGAAAAAAAGAUUCGAAUAAUAAAACAAAGUUCUAUGGAUAGAAUGUGAACAUGUUUAAAGGCUGUGGGGCAGCAGAGGAAGGUCUACCAGCCUGGUGAGUGAGACAGAUGCAGUGGGAGCUCAAGAGAAGACAGAGAGUGGGAGUUGUGUGCUGAAACACAAACCUCUCGCUUCUCCUGUGGUACGCUGUCGAUGGAGGAGAGGAAAGCAAGAGCCACAGGAGCUGGAAGUGCAACAUCGGAGUCAGGAAUGGGUUUUAGGGGCAGGUAAAUUUGGGCAAUGAUACACCUUUCGAAGAUCACGAGGAAAGAAACAGAAGACAAAGUGCGCUGGUUAAGUGAAAUGGCAAAACUGUGCACCCUAGCAGGACCUGGAGAUGACUCCCCCACCCCCAUCUUUUUUCCUCCUUCCACUCUGACCCUCUCCCCUCCUCCUCCUCUAGCACAAACCAGCACUCAUCACAGUGAGAGCGCAGCAUCUCUCCCUCUCCUGCCAUCGCUCCCUCUAGCUCCUCUGAUUGUCAUUCUGCAGCUGGAAGCGGCUUUAGCGGCAUCACACUUGAGAAGAGAAAGUCCGGCGAAGGAAUAACUUGGAGAUUACUUGGCAAGCGACCAAAACAUGCAGACACUUCAAGACUGACAUUUCCACUUCCUACGAAAGAAGACGGAAUUCAAGAGUCACUACUUUUACCCGCUGCCUGAAGCUCAGCCAUGCAGGUGUCCAUCGCCUGCACUGACCACAACCUGAAGAGGGGCAAUGGGGACCACAGCAAGCAGAACGCCACCAGUCCCAGUGUGGUCAACCAAGCCAGGGCCAAGUUCCGCACUGUGGCCAUCAUCGCUCGGAGCUUUGGCUCCUUCACGCCACGCCACAUCUCACUUAAAGAGUCCACGGGGAAACACACUGGCAUGAAAUACAGGAACCUUGGAAAGUCAGGACUGAGAGUAUCUUGCCUAGGACUCGGUACAUGGGUGACUUUUGGGGGUCAGAUAACAGAUGAGGUUGCAGAGCAGCUGAUGACCAUUGCCUACGAGAGUGGGGUCAACCUGUUCGACACCGCCGAAGUUUAUGCUGGUGGCAGAGCCGAAGUGAUUCUUGGAACCAUUAUCAAGAAGAAGUGCUGGAGGAGGUCCAGCCUGGUCAUUACAACCAAACUUUACUGGGGAGGAAAAGCAGAGACAGAAAGAGGACUGUCUAGAAAACAUAUAAUUGAAGGACUCAAAGGGUCUUUACAGAGGAUGCAGUUGGAGUACGUUGACGUUGUUUUUGCCAACCGACCUGACAGCAACACCCCUAUGGAAGAGAUCGUCCGGGCCAUGACUUAUGUGAUCAACCAAGGUAUGGCAAUGUACUGGGGAACGUCACGGUGGACGGCAAUGGAGAUAAUGGAGGCUUACUCUGUGGCAAGACAGUUUAAUCUGAUCCCGCCGGUGUGCGAGCAGGCAGAGUACCAUCUCUUCCAGAGGGAAAAAGUGGAAGUGCAACUGCCUGAACUGUAUCACAAAAUAGGAGUCGGUGCGAUGACUUGGUCACCACUGGCGUGCGGCAUCAUCACGGGGAAGUAUGAGAAUGGCAUUCCUGAAACUUCCAGGGCGUCCAUAAAAUCAUAUCAGUGGCUGAAGGAAAAAAUUGUAAGCGAAGAUGGACGAAAGCAGCAAGCCAAACUAAAGGAGCUUAACCACAUUGCAGAGAAGUUGGGCUGCACGCUACCUCAACUGGCUGUUGCAUGGUGUUUAAGGAAUGAAGGCGUAAGUUCAGUCUUGUUGGGAACAUCCAAUCCUGAGCAGCUCACCGAGAACCUUGGGGCCAUACAGGUCCUUCCCAAGAUGAACUCUCACGUGGUGACAGAAAUCGACCAUAUUCUGGGCAACAGGCCGUACAGUAAGAAGGAUUACCGCUCUUAGACCUUGCUUGUAGGACCAUCAAGAGGUCAAGUGCUGCUACAGACUUCUCACACAGCUAACAAGGAACUGCCUCAGACUGGAACAGAUCCCGCAUUGCAUGACCUGUUUGAGUCAACCUGCUUGGUCCCGCGAGGCUCAUCUCACGUGCGAACCUGAUCAACCUCUGUUUGACGCUUCUAGUUUAGUUAUCUUAGUCCACGUGGCCUGUUUUCGAACAUAACGAGCAACUUGUUAAGUAAGUCUAGAACAAGGGUGAGCAAACUUUUUUUUUUUGCCUAAUGAAAAAAAUUGGCUAUAUUCUUGGCGAUUUUGUCAUGUACAAAUACCAACAUAAUGGAAAACAAAAUCUGUGACCCCAGGAAUCCGUAUCAGAAAACAAGAUUUUAAGGCUCAACUUACCUGUAUACUAUACUGUAUUACAUUUGAUCAAACUACAGAUAACACGGCACAUCUGUGAGAAUGCAGUGUCAUGACAGCUUUAUCUAUAUUUUAAUACAAACAAAGUACAUGGGCAUGACAAAUAAGUGAGUGAAUACUUAAGAGGAUUUUGGCAAUGACUGUGACGAUCACACGUUUUGGCAACAGACACUCCAAAAUUCACUUCUUUGCCAGAGGGACAUACUUUUUCAUGACUCAUAUAUACACUCACUGGUCACUUUAUUAGGUACACCUGUCCAACUGCUCGUUAACACUUAAUUUCUAAUCAGCCAAUCAUAAGGCGGCAACUCAGUGCAUUUACGCAUGUAGACAUGGUUUAAGACAAUCUCCUGCAGUUCAAACCGAGCAUCAGUAUGGGGAAGAAAGGUGAUUUGAGUGACUUCGAACGUGGCAUGGUUGUUGGUGUCAGAAGGGCUGGUCUGAGUAUUUCAGAAACUGCUGAUUUACUGGGAUUUUCACGCACAACCAUCUCUAGGGUUUACAGAGAAUGGUCCGAAAAAGAAAAAAUAUCCAGUGAGCGGCAGUUCUGUGGGCGGAAAUGCCUUAUUGAUGCCAGAGGUCAGAGGAGAAUGGCCAGACUGGUUUGCGCUGAUAGAAAGGCAACAGUCGCCACGUUUACAUGGAGCCAAAUAUUCCAAUUACAAUUGGAAUAUUUGUUCAAACCGAAUAAAUGUGUUCCAUAUAAACACCUCAUUCAGAAUGAACAGGCCCAAACCGAAUGGAAUUUCAUUCCGAUUCACAGGGGUGGAAUAUUCCUUUUCCCAAACCGAUUAGAAGUAAAAUUAUAUCAUGUAAACAGGGAAGCGGAAUGGUGUCUGGUUGCGUUCUUUCUGCGCAUGCUCCGUACUGACGUGGUGACGUCACUUGGUGACGUAAGUAACGUCACUUGCAACAUGGCUUCCAAGCACACGCACAGCGCACCCACACAACUUUUUAAAUGAACGGCGUAUCAUUCUGAAGUUUUGUUUCCACUCGAAAAGUUAAAACAGCAGCUGAUCUGAUGAUCGAUCUCCAUGUUUUGCAACGUGACGCUUUGUUUUGAUUAAUCUGCGCAUGUCAGACGGCAGUUGUCAAACGUCCUUUCGGAAUAAAGGCAGUCACAUGUAAACGCUGGAUCGGAAUAGAUGAAGUGACAUGUAAACAGCUGAUGUGAAAUUUCCAAUCGGAAUGAUUUGAAUCGGUAUGAAUAAAAGUCAGCAUGUAAACGUGGCUAGUGACUCAAAUAACCACCCACCCCAAUAACCACAAUCUAUGCCAUGAAGAAAUGAGGCAGUUCUGAAGGCAAAAGGUGGUCCAACCCGUUACUAGCAUGGUGUACCGAAUAAAGUGGCCGGUGAGUGUAUAUGUGUGUAUAUGUAUAUAUGUAUAUAUAUAUAUAUAUGUGUGUGUGUGUGUGUAUGUAUAUGUACAUUACAGGCCGAAUGUUAAGAAACUCUUCAUUCAAUGCAACACCAAUGAAGGUCCCAACCCCACUGAUAAAGCAAUAUGUAUAUUCUAAUCAACCCUGAAAAGGCAUACCUUUGAAGUCAGAAAAAACAUUUAGGUGACUCCCUUUUGAAGCUCAUCAAGAGAAUGGCAAGAGUGUGCAAAGAAGAAAUUAGAGUAAAGGGUGGCUACUUUAAAGAUUCGAAUAUUAAAAAAGAAUACUAUACAGUUUUAGCAAUUUCACCUUUUUUUGCAAAGUACAUAUUUCCACACUUUCUCAUUCAUAGUUUUAUUCCGUUCAGUGAGAAUUUACAACGCAAUAAUGAGAAGGUGUGUCCAAAACUUUUGGCCUGUACUAUAUAUAUAUAUAUAUAUAUAUAUAUAUAUAUGUGUGUGUGUGUGUGUGAUAUGCAUACACACACAGUAUAUAAAAAGACAAAUGAAAUGGUUCAGGUUUUUAGAUGAGAAGGAAAAUGUAAAAGAAUGUAAAAUUAUAAAAGUUUAUUUUACUAAUACUUUUUUUUUUUUUUUAAAUCAUUAUUUUUGAUUUAGUAGUGAAGCAGUGGUACAGUGUCCCAUAUACCCAUAUAAAAAUGGGUAGGUUGUACCAGAAAGGUGUACAAAUAAAAACUGUGCCAAACAAACCCUGUGAGUGACUCACUGUGGCAACAGAACUCGUGUUUAAAAUUGAUUUAUAUUAUUUAUAUUUACUCAAAAUAUUACAUGUGUAAAAUAGGGUUUUGUGUAUUUUAUUUAUGAUCAAAUAAACUGAAGUUAAUUUAAAUGACUGAUUGAUCACAUGUAAAUGUGUGGUGGGCGAGAUAAAAGAAUUGCAUGGGCCAUAUCCCUCCCACAUGCCAUACUUUGCCCACCCCUGCUCUACUGCAACCUCUCAAUGUAAAUGUGAUGAGUGGCACAUUAGGAACGUUUCACGAAAAAAGUGCCUAGCUUGAAGCCACUCGAAAUUUUAGUAGUGGAGGAAAAAUUAGCCACGUUUUCAUGCUCACGCCACAAAAAAAGCAGCAUCCAAAUCAGAACAGAGAAGCCUGCAUUGAUUUGUAUUUUAUUAUAUUAUAGGGAUAUUAUUGUUACUGUGUUUGCAUUGGUAGCAACACAGCUUUAACUCAAACUUACAAUCAAUGUAAAAUGUCUCCACAUCAAUGUUAAAAUACUGAUUGUGGUCUGCUUGGGGUUCUUUUUCAUCAGAUGCUCCUUAUUUAUGGAAUUAUGAGCCGUUCCAAAUACCAGUAAUUUAAUUGUGCACGUAGCAUAGUAUGUGGUGCGCACAGUGCAAAUCUGUGCGGCAAAUAUCUAAAUUGGUUAUUUUUACUUCUCUUAAAAAAAAAAAAAAGUGAUCGGUUUUUAAUGAAGUCAUACAGGAGAAAAAAAAGUUUUUAAAUUAUUUCAUUGGUCUCAUUUUUAUCUCACAAAACCCUGCAUUUUAAGAGUGGGGUGUAAACAUUGAAAUGUAAUGAAUAUGACUGAUGAAAAAUACUUGGUUACACAAAAUUGUAUUAAUGCCCGAGUCCCAUUUUUCUUGCUUUACGUCUCUGAUAUGACAUCUGAAGGCAGAAUAUUCACAAGACAGCUCGUUAUGUAGAGAAGUGAAGGAGUGACCUUUUGAGUCUUUCACAGGUGCAGUGUGAAAUUUGCAUUAAUUUCAGUGUAAUGCUAGUUGUAUGCUUCCAUAUGAUCCAAACUCUCAAAUUUAUUUGGCUUAUAUUAUAUUGCUAAACAAUUCCUGACCAAAAUACACCAAACACACAAACACGGAUGUCAAAUAACUCAAGAAAGUGGUUGCAAUGGCCUCUUCACAGAAUUAAGAUAUUAAAUAGGAUGCUUGGACAAAAUCCUAACUUGCUUACCGCGAUUAAAUCGACUAAUUGCGUGCACCCCACUGUAAGUCACGUAGGCUUAAUAUGAACAUCAAUGAUACAAUUGCAAAAAAUAUUUUCAAACAAAUGAGUAUAACUGUGUAUAAUAAUUUCACUAUGAAUCUCUCCACUUUCCUUUGGUCAGAUGGAAAGAUGUCGCUCUCAUGUGGUCAAUAGAGGAACUGAAUGUCAGGAGAAGAAAAGUGUACACCUUCUUCCAUCCAAGUGGAUUCAUUUUGCCCCAACGAAACCUGCAUUGCAAUUUACUAAUAUAUGGAACAUACACGGCUAUUCACAUAUUAUUUCUUCCUGAUUUCAUUAAGAUCCAGGCAGUAGCCAGUAUUUUGACAUGUUCUAGAAGUACCGUGAGUCCUAUUCUUGUGCUGUAGCCGGCAUUUGGAGCUGUAGUUUAACAAGGUAUAUAGAAUGCAACAUAUGGUAUAGUAGCCUUGCGCCAUAUCAAUCAACAUCUAGAGGCCUCUUGCAUUUGAAAAUUUGUAUUUUACUGUACAUGGUUAUUGAUUGUUAUUAUAGAAAAUGUAAAUUUUUUUACAUUUGUGAUUAGGCACUUAUUAUCAAAAGUGUAUUCUGAAAGACAAUUCAUUUCUAACAAUAAACAGUUCAAGCUUAAUUUGUCAGAUUUUUAGGAGUAUUAACUCUACAUGUUCCAAAUGACAUUUGAAUAGUGUCCUCUGCUCAUCUGGAUGUUCUUGUGGGUCAUCGGGCAAAAUGGUAAUUUGACAUUUUGUUGCUACAGUUGUUCUCUCAUGAUGGUCAGGUAGGUGCACAAAAUAAAAAUGAACCACAUCAUACCAUACAAAUGGUUUGCUACUUUAUAGUAUGGACCAAUAUGUGUGAAUACAUGGCUAUUAGAGGUGCAAAAAUUAAUCGAUUCAUCAACAACAAAUCGAUGAGCAGAUUAAUCGACAACUAUUUUGAUAACCAAUUAAUCGUUUAGGACCUUCUUCCCCUUAAACCUUUCUAAAUUAUUGAAAUUAUAACAAACAUAACUUCUUAGUUUUAAAUAUCAGAUUUCUCCAUUAUUGUAUUGUUAAGUCACACUAGGACAUGAACCAAAAUCUGCUUUUACUUUGGAAAACAACAAUUCACGUUUUUGCCAAUUUUCGGACAUCUGUCUGAACUAGCAUUUUAAUAAGGCUGCAACAACUAAUCGAUUGUAUUGAUUAAUAGUUAUAAACAAAUUUGAUAACUGAUACAAUUGUAGACUACAGUGAAGUCAGGAAGCUGUAAUAAAAUAUUUUGGAAGGAAAUAGUCAUCCAUUUCGUCUUCAUUGUGACUUACAACAUGCCUAAAACAACUUCAAGGUAAAUUGUGAAGGUAAUUGAAAAAAGUGACAUUUAUCUAAUUAAUCGUUUAAUUGUCCCAUUAAUCGAUUAUGAAAAUAAUUGCUAGUUGCAGCCCUAAUGGCUAUACAUGGAUACAUGGAAUACUAAUGUAGCAGUAAUGAUGAUCGAUUCAAAGUUUGAGGGACUUUGCGAAGGCAUUUGACUUGUUUUAAAAGCCGAGAGUACUGUCUGUUGAUUAAGCAGGGAGGACGACUGUAACCGAGUUUGUGUUAAACUUUUUGCCACUCAACUGUGUGUCCCUGACCACAGGAGUUCCAUAACAUCUUUAAUGUGUACAAAUGACAGACUUACACUUUAAGAUGAUUGAAAGAGUAAACUAUGAUUUCCUCUCAAACGGAAUGUUUUCAUUCUUAUUAAGACAGAAAACAAAUAUCCAUUUGUGGAUGGCAACAUGAUUUUAGUCGAGGCUACUUGCCAUGCACAUGCGUGUUACUUGCCGUGCAUAAAAAUUUUCUAUAAAUAAAGCGUGCCUGAAUAAAUGCAGCUUUGUCAAUGGAAAUAGUCUGCCAUUAUUUUAUUGUUAUAUUUAACUAA